GGGGAACUGUGACAUUACAUGGAUUCAUUGUGUGAAUUGAAGUAGCCGCAAUUGGUGAUUUAAAAAUACCUGCGAUAAGUAAACAGAUACGCAAAUAUCGUCCAUCCCUAUUGGAAACCUGUGACUGUGAUGAGCAGGGCUACAGCUCAACCUGGAGCACAAUAAACAAACAACAACGCAAUGGGUUUUCCGCGCAUUCUCAGCAAGAAUAACAAGAUCUACACCAAAUUGGGUGAGUUCUGUCUCUCUGGGGAUAGCUUCUGGAUAGUCUGCCACACAUGCCAGGAGGAACUACAGACGCAGGAUCAGUUCUGGAAGCACAUACAGGACGAACAUAAUUUUCUCCAUGGCGUUGCCAAGGAACACAGUCGAACAUCCAGCUACUGCUUAACAGAUGUGGAGGCGGCAGCAGCCACUUCUGGUGCGACGACUUCCCAGGGCGCAGGUAGUGUUACUUCUGUGACAGUUCCCUUGGCCCUCUACCACUGCUCUACCAAGUACUCCGAGGACGACCAACGGGAAAUGGACCUUCACGAAGCCCAGCAACAGCAACACCAACAGCAACACCAGCAGCAACAGCAACUGCAACAACAGCAGCAGCGGGAUGUGGCCAAGGAGCUGGCCGAGCUGCAUGCGAAUGCUGUAGCAGCCGCUGCGGCAGCCGCUGCCGCUGCCAAUGAAAGCAGUACUCGUAGCAGCAGUGGUAUAGACAUUAAGAUUGAGCCUCCAUGCCUUACCCUGCCGCCAGAGAUGCAAGCAGCUGCGGCCGCUGCCAAUGCCACCAUCUACCACUUGCCACAGCUGGGGCCAGCGGCGGCACCACCGCCCCCGUCUACGACGGGCUUCGUCAGCGCAAGUAUAGGCACAUCUACUACAGUCAGCACCACCCCGCCAAAUAUGACGGGCAGCCAUUCGGUCAUGCAGCAGCAACAGGCGGGAAUUCUUACUGGUAGUGGUCUCUCCACGCUCAGCAUGUCAGUGGGCCCCUCGACUGCAAUGGCAGCGGCCCUGCUUUCCACCCAAGAGCUGCCCAAGGACUCGAACAGCACCACGGCCAGCGCCGGGAGCGCGGUCUCCUCGGACGAUGGCGAGCGUUGGUACAUCUGCGACUACGAGACGUGCGGCCUGAAGUUCAAAUACAAGUCGCGCAUGGAGCUGCACCGGGUGGUGCAUAGCAAGGAGCGGCGCUUCAAUUGCGAGUUGUGCAGUGCCUCCUUUAAGCAGUCGUGCAACUUGUCCACGCAUCGCAAGAAAAAGCACGCUCUCCGAGGUAUCAAGAGCGAGAUCCUUCCGCAGCGGUUCUAGACGUGGUACAUGCUUUUCCACUCCAUAGGCUACCUCUCUUCCUGCACACACUUGUUUAAAACCUUGCAAGUCCUUGCAGAAUCAAUCUGACUAGAUGCUAGUUUCUCCUUUCCCCUACCGGUCUAUGCUUAAAUGCUGCACUACACUUAAACACACAAAUUACAAAAAAAUACAUUUAGUUAAUUAAGGCUUAGGUCCCUGGUCACCGUUUAGCCAUUGUACAUGUAGUGUUAAUGUUCUGCGAGGUUAUGUUAACCCCCGAUGAUCCGGCAGUGCGCAUUAGCGGUUAAUUACGAUCUAGAUAUACAUACAUAUACAGUCUUUUAUAUAGUGGCUAAGAUAUUGCAGUUACAGUUUAGUGUCUAAGCCCAAAGUUACAAAUAGGUAAUGCCACAAAACACAGCAAUUCCGUUUUGAGGCCGUUAGUGAGUUGUUUCACUGUUGCUGUGGUUAUUAUGACGUCACAAUACAUUGAUGCUCCGUAAAUGCGGUGUAUAAAUGUAUGUACAUAUGUGCGUCCAGUCAACUAGUCAGCAAUAUGUAUUAGCAAAAUUCAAAACAGCGAUUCAAAAGAAAAAUACAUAAAA
Drosophila obscura is the source of this 1892-nucleotide messenger RNA. RefSeq names its product AT-rich binding protein. The transcript has 2 exons. The record is from RefSeq and is a predicted model, not a curated record. Gene Ontology annotation, biological process: regulation of transcription by RNA polymerase II. NCBI's taxonomy places the organism in Eukaryota, Metazoa, Arthropoda, Insecta, Diptera, Drosophilidae. Gene Ontology annotation, cellular component: nucleus. The coding region runs from base 181 to 1305 and encodes 374 amino acids. Gene Ontology annotation, molecular function: DNA-binding transcription factor activity; RNA polymerase II cis-regulatory region sequence-specific DNA binding.